Messenger RNA from Danio rerio (zebrafish), 1144 nucleotides. The record is from RefSeq and is a predicted model, not a curated record. NCBI's taxonomy places the organism in Eukaryota, Metazoa, Chordata, Actinopteri, Cypriniformes, Danionidae.
AUAUUAGGAUUCACGAUCUAAAAAUCACGAUUACGUGCACUUUAAUCAGCGCAAAGUUGACGUUUUGUAACUUCCUGUUUUGACCUGAGGGCCUUUCUGUACCUGAUGCAAAGACAUCUGCAAAUUGAACGGAUUUUAAGACACCUGUUAUAUUUAAGCAGAGACAUCAAAUUAUGGCUGAAGUGAAAAGGCGAAGGAAAAAGCUCAGGCCACAGGAAGAUGCCAUACAGUUUUGUCGCUUGAAGAAUGACAAAAAUGGGCUGGAUGGCAGAUUCAUUAAUGACAAUAAAGGGAGAGGUGUGUUCAGUUGUACUGAGUUUGAUAAAGGUGAUUUCCUGUUGGAAUACAGAGGCGAUCUCAUAAGCAAAGAAGAAUGUGAAAGGAGACAAAGAUUAUAUCAUGAUGCUCUCAAAGUUUUCAUGUUUGAGUUUCGCUACAAUGGAAAACUCCUCUGUGUCGAUGCAGCCCGAGAUGACGGUUCUCUAGGACGUCUUGUAAAUGAUGACCAUAUUAACCCAAACAGCAGGAUGAAGACUAUCUGUGUCGAUGGAAAACUUCACCUUUGCUUAUUUGCCACAAGGAACAUCUGUGCUGGUGAAGAAAUAACCUACAAUUAUGGCGAUUCGGAGUGGCCAUGGCGAUGCUUGACUCCUUGUAAGGUUGAACCACCCCCUGAAAUCAACACAAUCUCAGAUUCAGAAAUCAGAGAGACAGAGAGUUGUAGUGAGAUUGAACCUUCACCUCUUGAAAUCAACAUACACUGCCUGUUAGAAGUCAAAGAUGUAGACAUGCUGACAGUUGUUUGUGAUCAGUCAGUGUCAGUGGACUCCAGUGUUUCUGCAGCCUCUGUUGAACCGGAAAAGGUAACUCCAAAGAUGAAUAUUUUACCAUCGGAGGAUCUAGAUUGUGUUGACAAGAUGUCACCUGUCAAGGAGCAUGUGUUAAAUAAGAAGCAGAAAUAUUGUGCCCCUGCUGAAGAAGUUGAAGAGGUCUGCAAACAUAUUGUGGUCCCUUCAGCAAUAUCGAGUAUGGACAAAUGUGCUGAAUGUGUGGGACCUGUAGCAGCACAGAAGUGGCUUGGCCUAAAAUGUCAAUGUUAGUAUGAUAUCUUGUUCUAUAUGCACCAUGACAUGUUUUAACAAUU